Carcharodon carcharias (great white shark) is the source of this 6228-nucleotide messenger RNA. It is a transcript of the gene actr1b, whose product is annotated as actin related protein 1B. Lineage: Eukaryota; Metazoa; Chordata; Chondrichthyes; Lamniformes; Lamnidae. The transcript is spliced from 11 exons. Bases 106 to 1236 code for a protein of 376 amino acids. The record is from RefSeq and is a predicted model, not a curated record.
GGGUCUGCGCAGGCGCCGAGUGAGCUCUCAGGUUUCUGGGGGUUGUGCGGUCCAGAAGUCGGCGUCGGUGGCGGGGGUGGGAAGGAAAGAAAACCGAUUUCGCCGAUGGAUUCGUACGAUAUAAUCACCAACCAGCCCGUCGUAAUCGAUAACGGUUCAGGGGUUGUCAAAGCUGGAUUUGCUGGUGAUCAAAUACCCAAGUACUGUUUCCCCAAUUAUGUGGGACGACCAAAGCACGUUCGAGUGAUGGCCGGAGCGUUGGAGGGCGAUCUGUUCAUUGGACCCAAAGCUGAGGAGCACCGAGGUUUGCUCUCAAUCCGUUAUCCCAUGGAACACGGCAUUGUGCAAGACUGGAAUGACAUGGAGAGAAUCUGGCAGUAUGUUUACGGCAAGGACCAACUGCAGACCUUCUCUGAGGAACAUCCAGUGCUCCUCACAGAAGCUCCAUUAAAUCCAAGCAAAAACCGGGAGAGGGCAGCGGAGGUGUUUUUUGAGUCAUUUAACGCCCCUGCACUUUUCAUUUCAAUGCAAGCUGUUCUGAGUCUAUAUGCCACAGGCCGGACCACAGGCGUAGUGCUUGAUGCGGGGGAUGGUGUCACUCACGCUGUCCCAAUCUACGAGGGCUUUGCCAUGCCGCACUCAAUCAUGAGGGUGGAUGUAGCUGGUAGGGAUGUAUCCCGCUACCUGCGCCUGCUUCUCAGGAAAGAAGGGUACGACUUCCACACAACUGCAGAAUUUGAGGUUGUCAAAACAAUAAAAGAGCGGGCCUGUUACCUUUCUAUAAACCCACAGAAAGAUGAGACGUUAGAGACUGAGAAAGCACAGUACACCCUACCUGACGGGAGCACUUUAGAGGUGGGACCUGCCCGAUUCCGAGCCCCAGAGUUGCUCUUUAAGCCUGACCUGAUCGGAGACGAGAGUGAAGGAAUACAUGAAGUGCUGGCCUUUGCUAUUCAGAAGUCAGACAUGGACCUGCGCAGGACGUUAUUCUGCAAUAUUGUCCUCUCUGGAGGUUCCACCCUGUUCAAAGGUUUUGGUGACCGGUUACUCAGUGAGGUGAAGAAGCUGGCUCCGAAAGACGUGAAAAUAAAGAUCUCCGCACCACAGGAAAGACUGUACUCCACGUGGAUCGGUGGAUCGAUCCUCGCUUCCUUGGAUACAUUUAAGAAAAUGUGGGUGUCAAAGAAAGAGUAUGAGGAGGACGGGACGCGUGCAAUCCACCGGAAGACAUUUUAACGUUGCUGGAACCAUGUGAAGUUGGCGUGCUGCUGUGUAAGCUUCGUCUCCUAUCUGUACAACAUAACCAUGCAGAAUGAGUAAUGGACAAGUAAUAUGAGAAUUUUUGAUGUACGCAAAGAGAAGGUUUGGACACCACUUAUCAAAACAAACUUGCCCUAUCUACCCCCUUCAGGAUUUGUGUAUAUUGAAUGUUCCAUUUUGAUUUCACUGCUGUGGGGGAGAAUUUUAGGCCAAUACUUGGCAUUGGUUUCAACCUUGUCAACGUUAUCUGCAUUUGUUCAAUGAAGGAAAUUAUGUAAUUUAACAUGUUUGACCCCUGCUCUAACCGCCCCCCCCUCCUCCUCCUCCUCCCCCUACCAAUUUUGUAAAUGCACAAGGGCAUGAGUAGAUUGCUGUUCAGAAGAUCUUCUUAUUAACAGCUUGGCUGGGAGUGCAAGCAGGAAAUGGAAAACUGCUGGGACCAGAGUUGUGUGUCCAUGGGCAUUCCCGCCUACAGAGAAGGCUCAGCUAAGUAUUUUGUGGUUCCUUUCUCUGCUUGCUGUGAACAGCACUACACAUGUUAAGUGCUGUGAGCAGCAAAUGGUUAACAUGUUAAACACAGGAUCAAGCACUUUACUUGCAGGGGCUGGGGAGGGAACGUGGUGGCAGUCUGAGGACCACUUGACUAUCGUCGCAGAUUUAGUCUCGCACUGAAUAAAAUUAUUGAAGGAAUAUUUCAUAACUGAUAAUCAUUAUUACUAUUACAGUGUAAAUAACUAGUUGAUUUCCUGGAAAAACUAAUGGGUUUUAAAUUCUCCCUGUCGUCUUCUUCCCCCCCGCCCCCCCAACUCUUACCUGAAAUAUUUAAGGAAUUGAUUCCUGAUUAUGUAAUAACUGUUCUUCAUUAGGAAGAGAAAACCAUUUUGUUUCCAAUUGGGAAAUUUAAAAAUUGAACUGACAUAUUGCUCACAAACCAGGCUACUUAGGAGCAGUUUCAGUGGUUAAAUACAGCUACCCAGCUUCAGUUUAAUACUUACCUUUGGGAACUGCAUUUGGUGGAAAAACUGACAUCCAAUAAAUUGCUUGUGAGAGAUUAGUUCUGUAGCUUAAAAAGGGAGAUUUGGUUUGGAGUGGUUGCUAUGCUGAACGUGUUUGUGAAGCAGUAUUGCACUGGGAUCUAAUGGGGCUUGGACUUAAAUCUGCAGCACUUGUAAUGUGGUCCUAUCUCCCCUCUACUUGUUGCCCUUGACUAGCUUGCUGCUUCAACGUACCUCCCCACUUGUGGCCUAUCAGUUAUUGAUGUUGCCUGCGAUGGGAAUCGGCACAUAACAGCACAGUACAGGCAAAAGCUGUUCCCGCCAGCUGUUGGUGCAAGGACUUCAGGGCACAGAUUUGAGGUUUUGGGCAUGAGAUGCAGGGAGGAUGUGACGGACAACUUUAUUCCACAUUGAGCGUUAUGGAGAUGGAACUCUCUGCCUACAAGGUUGGUGGAAGUGGAGACUGGAUGAUUUCAAAAAGAAAUUAUACAAGCAUUUGAGACAAGUGAAGUUGUAGGAUGACUGGCAUAGAUUAGGGGAAUUUGAGUGAUAGAUUUCUCUACAGGCAUGGACUCAGUUGGCUGAAUGGCCUCCUGUGCCACAAUGAUUAUGACCCUAUGACAUGGAAAUCUUUGCAUGGUAUUGGGAGGCUGGGUUAUCAUAGUUUCCAUGCAGGAGGGUGAACCUCAGCUAAAAUAACUGCUACAAAGGCAGAAGCAGACCGCUGGAAACGCUGGCAAUCUGAAGUAAAAUGGAAUAUGAUGGAAACACUGAGCAAGUCAGGCAGUAUCUGGAGAGAGAAUUAGUGUUAACCUUUCAGGUCAAUCUUUCGUGAGAAUGGGAAAAAGUUGGCAAUGUAACAGGUUUUCAGGAAGUGCAGAGGCAGGGAAAGGGGUGGGGGAGCCAAGAAUGAAAAGUAAACUCUCGAGAUAGGUUAAAAGGCAGGGAGAGUAAGUGACUCGAGGAAUGAUGGUUCAGUACAACAAGAGGGUGGGAAUGGGACAAGUAAAUAAUCAAAGGGUAGAGAGGGGCUGUAAACAGUAGAAUCAUUCCCAGCAGUUGCUUUCAGGAAAAAUGGAGAGCAGUAGUAUGAGCCGAAAUUGUUGGACUCGAGUUUGGAAGCCCAAGGCCCUCACGAAAAGACAUAGUGUUGUUCCUCAAGCUUCAUUGGAGCAGUGUCAGAGGAGACUAAACACGUUGGGUGACCGGCCUGCAGAACACUUCUCUUUUAGUCUGCAAGCAUGACCCUGAACUUCUGGUUGCCUGUCUUUUUAAUGCUCCACCCCGCUCCUACUUGGACUUCUUUGUCCUCAGCCUCCUCCACUUUUCUAACGAAGAUAAAUGUGAGCUUUAGGAACAAAGGCAUUUGACAGUCUUCAUAAUUCAACGAGUUGGACACCAAUUUCAGAUCACAAUUUCUGCCCCCAGUUUUUAGGACGACAGGUGUCAAUGACUGUUAUGCUCUUACUUUUCGCUCCUCCAGUGGACCCAUCUUUUUUUCCCGUUGGCCCAGUACCAUUUCCCUUUGCCAUGCACCAUCAUCCCUUUUAUUAUUUAAUCUUUUCUGUCAUCUAUUCUAUCACAGUUCUUCCCUUUUGUCCUUCAUCUGCACCGCACCUCCUCCCAACUCACCUUUGCCUGCUUACAACCGGUUACCUCUCAAAUGUUUACCAGUUGUGAUGAUAGGGAAUAGGCCUGAAACCUCACUCUCUUUCUCUUUCCAGAAACUGUCGGACUGGCUGAGUUUUUCCAGCAUUUUAUGUUUUCACUGCCAGGCGUUCAUGUCGCAAAUUCUUUUAUCUUACAGUCAGUGAUGUCCACAUGGCUGCUACUCACAGUGGCACAAUUGAAACCUGUAGCUCACCAUGUGGCAAAGUACAGGCUGAGGGCCCACAUUCCAUCACUCUGGUGCAGCACACUGUGGCAUUGUUGGGGUUCUGUGAUAAGGGGUUGCUUGGGAUUUUGACUCUCUGCACCUUGUUACUAACUAACCCUGCUGAUACUAACUAACCCUGCCUGAUGGCAUGCCAUGCAGGAGAGAUCCACAAGUUACUUAGACGAUUUAGUCAAUGUUUCAUACAGAGUAAGCGUUCAAGUAAAUUAGAAACCCCAGCAUUUAUUUGUGGCCUUUGAGCUGCCUUUCUGCCCCCUGUAACCAGGGGUGGGUGUAUUUUAUUUUGAAUGGAAGUUUGUCUCGUAAAGAUAAUUUGGGUUGUUGUCCUUUAUUCUGUGUCACUUGCCAAUCUUGGGUCGGCCCCCCCAUUCUCAGGAGCCACGACUGGAUUCUGCUGACUCUUGGAGGGCUCCCCUUCAGGAAGCUCUCCCUCGCCUUGGCAGCCACAAGGCGCCUCACUAUAGCUGAGCGGUGAUGAGUGAGCACGACAAUCCAGAGGCUGCAGUAAGAAGUUCCAUGAGCUGGGAGCAACAAACAAUGCAACAUAAGGUAAUCUUAGGCAUGGAGCCUGCUUGCCAUUUUUGCACCAAUCUUAUUGUAAAGAUUGAAUAAGUAUUGGCAUGCCGCCUUAUUGUUUCCCUUCACUUCAAUCCAUGAGACAGUGCUCCGUCAGUUUUUGUCCUAAGAGUCUUAAGUCUUCAAAUUUACUUGAGGCUGAUUUUCAAGUUUGAGAAAGUACUUGGUAAAGGUGAUCACUUGUCCUUCCAGCUCUUUACCCAGCUAAUGCACACAACAGGCAACUCUUGAUGGUCUUGUCCUUAAUAGUGGCCCUCUAUAGGUUGGCAAUUCAUUGAGCCUGAGGGCUUUAAUCCAUGAGAAUUUGGCAGGUAUCUGCCAUAUCCACCCUUGCGAACCACUGGCAUGAGACCAUAAGAUACAGGAGCAGAAGUAGGCCAUUCGGCCCAUCAAGUCUGAUCUGCCAUUCAAUGAGAUCAUGGCUGAUCCAAUAAUCCUCAACUCCACUUUCCUGCCUUUUUCCCCCUAACCCUUGAUUCCCUUACUGAGUAAAUAUCUGUCUAUCUCAGCCUUGAAUAUACAUAACAACCCAGCCUCUACAGCCCUCUGCGGUAAAGAAUUCCACAGAUUCACUACCCUCUGAGACAAGAAAUUCUUCCUCAUCUCUAUCUUAAAUAGGCAAACCCUUACUCUGAGGUUAUGCACUCUGGUCCUAGACUUUCUCAGAAGGGGAAACAACCUCUGUCUCUCAUGAGAUAGUUGCUUGCAUUGGUUUGUUGACCAGAUGGUUGGGUUAAACUCGAUGGCUUCAGGAACUUAGCGCAUUGCAUACCAGGGGGUGGCACUCGCUUUGUGGAUUGCGCAGUGCAACAGUUGGGAUUCUUUACUCUGUUUCCUUGACUUGCACCUCCAUUUAAACUGGCUAAUGCCAACUUAGAAAGCUGAGAGUAAAAGCCAGGUGUCCACGCCAGUUCUAUUCAGCGUGCCGUACAUAUGAAAAGGUGUCAGGUGUCAUAGUCGAUCUCAACUGCGGUUUCAGAGUGAGUUACCAAUAAGCUCAGCAGUUCUUGGCUUGGUGGGAAAAUUCAUGUAGGGCUCUCACUCCUGAUCAGAAUCUUUGGAUGAUCCCCUCAACUCCCCGCCCCCACCCCCAGCAUGAGCAUUGGGCAGAGAACAAGGUUGGCUGUGAUGUGUUCCGAAGAGCCUACCGAUACUCGCUGUCAGACUCGCAGAUGGAGAAUGGGCUAUUGGCAAUGUACCAGAGGUCUCCUUGAAAGCACAUGUGAGCAUGAUGUGUCUCUGAAGCAUGAAUUGGGGUAAGAGUUAUGUGACGUAGCACGAAAAGUAGUUUUAAAUCAACUUGCAGAGAAGUUAACGGUCUGUUGAAGAAUUCUGAUUCCUGUCAUUUUGCCUCCCUCUGCCAAGCAUUUCAGAAUAUGUCGGUACUGCAGUGCCUUUAACCUUGUUCAAAGAGGUGUGGAAAGUCUGGGAAUUAAACUGGCACCAGUAAGGUUUACCUCACAUGUAUUUAAAAUAAUAUAAAUAAAAAGCAUUUAAAUGAGA